AUGCAGCUGAAGGACAAACUAAAUGAAAUUGAAAAUAGCAAGUUAUAUUGUCUUGAAGGUGCUGGUAAAAAGUGCUUUUUUCUUGAAGAGGAAAUGAGACUUUAUACUGAUGAUUAUAUUGAAGGUCAUCCAGGUGAUCAAGAAAAUGAGUCUUUUCUUUUAGUAUUUGACUUAUUUAAAGCACAUCUUACUAAUCCAGUUAAGACAAAGUUAUGUAAAAACAAUAAUGAUCUGGCAGAAAUUAAUUCUGAAAUUAUUCAGCAUGCCUUUUGUAAGUGUUUUAUUUCUAAUAUAAUGGAUGGAUUAGAAAAUAACAAAAUAUAUAGGGAUGAAAUUCUUAGUAAUAAAAAAGAUCAUGAUACAAUUAUUGAGAAAGAUGCAAUUAUUAAAAAAGAUGCAAUUAUUAAAGAAGAUGCAAUUAUUGAUAAAGAUGCAAUUAUUGAGAAAGAUGAAGAA
Molecule: messenger RNA, 456 nt
Organism: Racocetra fulgida
Lineage: Eukaryota; Fungi; Glomeromycota; Glomeromycetes; Diversisporales; Gigasporaceae
Source: the annotation of a GenBank genome assembly